AACAAUUUUUUUCUUUUAAUUUUCCUUUUAAAAAAUUAAACAAAAACAAUUAAAACUAUAUUUAUAUUUAUUAAAUAUAUAUAUACUUAUAUAUAUAUAAAAAAAAAACACUCAUUAAAAUUAUCAUCAAUAUUAAAGCAAAAGAAGAAAAAAAAUAAAUAUUAUUUUUUAAAUUAAUAUAGAAAUAAAAUUAAAUUUCGAUAAAAAAAAAAAAACACUUAAAAAACCAAAAAAAAAUAUUAAAAUAAAAUUCAAAAUGACUAAUACAAUGGAGACUGUAGUCCAAAAUGGUGGUGCCAACGGAUCCGUUGAUGGUAAUCAGGAUGAUUCAAAAACAAAUUUAAUUGUUAAUUAUUUACCACAAACUAUGACCCAAGAGGAGAUGAGAUCAUUAUUCUCAAGUAUUGGUGAAUUAGAGAGCUGUAAAUUAGUUCGUGAUAAAGUAACUGUUUUACCAGCUUCAAUUACUGCUCUCAACCCAGCUCUUCAGCAAGUCGGUCAGAGUUUGGGUUACGGCUUUGUUAACUAUGUAAGAGCUGAGGAUGCUGAAAAAGCAAUAAAUACAUUAAAUGGCCUCCGAUUGCAAAAUAAAAUUAUCAAAGUAUCGUAUGCCCGUCCCAGCUCUGAAUCAAUUAAGGGUGCUAAUUUAUAUGUUUCGGGUCUUCCCAAAAAUUUAUCACAACCAGAUCUUGAAUCAAUGUUCUCACCAUAUGGAAAGAUUAUUACAUCUCGUAUACUCUGUGAUAAUAUUUCGGGUCUAUCAAAAGGUGUUGGAUUCAUUCGUUUUGAUCAACGUCAUGAAGCUGAACGUGCUAUCCAAGAAUUGAAUGGAAAAAUACCAAAAGCAUGUACUGAUCCGAUAACAGUUAAAUUUGCUAAUAAUCCAAGUACCAGUAACAAGGCAUUACCACCGUUAGCAGCAUAUUUGACUCCAGCUGCUGCCCAAGCAGCACAAAGGCGUUUAGCAACAGCUGUUCCACCGGCAGCAGCUGCUGCAGCAGCAGGAAGGUUAAGCAUUGGAAAAAGCCCGAUGUUAGCCAUUAACAAGGGUUUGCAAAGAUAUUCACCAUUGGCCGGUGAUUUAUUAGCAAACUCUUUGUUACCAGGAACAGCAAUGGCUGGAUCUGGAUGGUGUUUAUUUGUUUACAAUUUGGCUCCUGAAACAGAAGAAAAUGUCCUUUGGCAGCUAUUUGGACCAUUUGGUGCCGUCCAAUCUGUUAAAGUUAUUCGUGAUUUACAAACAAAUAAAUGUAAAGGAUUUGGAUUCGUUACAAUGACCAAUUAUGAUGAAUCUGUAGUUGCAAUACAAUCAUUGAAUGGUUAUACAUUGGGCAAUCGUGUGCUACAAGUUAGUUUUAAAACAAAUAAAACAAAAACAACGUAAAUCAAUUAAAACAAAUGGCAACAACAAUAAAUUAAAACACAUAUAUAAUAAUAUUUUAUUAUUAUAUUUAAAGAAAUAUAAGCAAAAUAUUUAACUAUUUUUGUUUAAUAAAAAAAAAAAAAGCAAAAAUUUAAAUCAUUAUGUAUAAAAAAAAAAAAAACAAAAAACAAAAAAAAAGUAAGCAGUAAAGGAAAUUAAAGAGUUAUAAAUUUCAUUAUUUAUUUCAAAUUAAAUAAACGAAGAAAAAAUUAAGAUUAAUCAACCGAAAAACGCUUAAAACAAGUUGAAAGUAAAUAAAAUAAUUAAUUUUUAUAAAAAACAAAAAAAAAACAUUUUUCAGAACACAAAAGUAGUAUUUUAUAUUUUAAAUUAAAUUAACUUAAUUCUAUUUUUAAUUAUUAAGACUAUUGGUCUGA
Molecule: messenger RNA, 1800 nt
Organism: Condylostylus longicornis
Lineage: Eukaryota; Metazoa; Arthropoda; Insecta; Diptera; Dolichopodidae
Gene: fne
Product: ELAV-like protein 2
Exons: 6
Coding region: 257-1384 (375 amino acids)
Cellular component (GO): ribonucleoprotein complex
Molecular function (GO): RNA binding
Source: RefSeq, a predicted model, not a curated record